CCGCCUGCCUUUGUGCUGCUCUCAUUGCACAUCCCGUCCUUCCCUUUCCGCACCUUCUCUCCUCCCCUCACACUGUGCGGUAUCUUCCCGAGCUCCAUUGCGGAUGCUGCUGGGCCCGCGCCAUAUUGUAAGCGGAGAGCUAGCCGUCAGCCCCUGCCUUCAUCCUCCUCUCCAGCCCUGGCACACCUCGGCCGCCGAGCGCUCGGUGACGUGAUCAUGUCUCAAGCUGUUCAAGCCAACGGUGCUCAACCCCUGAGCAAAACAUGGGAGCUCAGCCUUUACGAACUGCAGAGGACACCACAGGUAGAAGCAAUUACAGAUGGCUUAGAAAUUGUAGUGUCACCGAGGAGCCUGCACAGCGAGCUGAUGUGUCCCAUCUGCCUGGACAUGCUGAAGAACACGAUGACAACCAAAGAGUGCCUGCACCGCUUCUGUGCCGACUGCAUCAUCACCGCUCUCCGAAGCGGAAAUAAAGAAUGUCCAACAUGUCGUAAAAAACUGGUAUCCAAAAGAUCACUACGGCCAGACCCAAACUUUGAUGCCCUUAUUAGCAAAAUCUAUCCAAGUCGAGAUGAAUAUGAAGCUCAUCAGGAAAGAGUUUUGGCCAGAAUCAGCAAACAUAACAAUCAGCAAGCGCUAAGCCACAGUAUUGAGGAAGGUCUAAAGAUACAAGCAAUGAACAGGUUACAAAGAGGUAAAAAGCAGCAGGUGGAUAAUGGGAGUGGGCCAGAAGACAACGCGGACAGUUCUCACUGCAGUAAUGCUUCUGUGCACAGCAAUCAGGAAGCGGGGCCGAGCAACAAGAGGACCAAGACAUCGGAUGAUUCAGGGUUGGAGCUGGACACCAACACUGAAGCCGUUACACUGGAUCCAGCCCUGGAUGGAUCCAGUGAGAUAGAGUUGGUGUUUAGGCCGCACCCUACUCUGAUGGAGAAGGAUGAUAAUGCUCAGACUCGGUACAUAAAGACUUCUGGAAAUGCUACCGUUGAUCAUUUAUCCAAAUACUUGGCCGUCAGGUUGGCUCUUGAAGAAUUUCGAAGCAAAGGAGAGACAAACCAAAUGAAUCUCAACACUGCCAGUGAAAAACAGUACACCAUAUAUAUUGCUACAGCAAACGGACAAUUUACAGUGCUAAAUGGUUCCUUUUCCUUGGAACUAGUCAGUGAAAAAUACUGGAAGGUGAAUAAACCAAUGGAACUUUACUACGCACCCACUAAGGAGCACAAAUAGCGUGGACGCAUUCAGAGGGGGGCUCUUCCGUGCCCCGAGGAUUACUAUGAUGUGGACUUCUCGAGACCUGACGGACAUUAGUCAGCUUAUUUUGUGAGAGUGUUUUUGCAGGUGGCCUCUUGGAGCAAAGGGACUUCUUUGACACAAGGACCAUGGCUAUAUCCAAGGAUGCUUCAUGUUAUAUGUAUUUAUUUAUUUAGUAAAAUGUUGGUACCUGGUAAGUGUGCGUUGUAUGGACUCAAGUAUAGGAGGGCACGUCUGAUGUAAACUAAUGCUAGCGAUGUAACAGUUCUUGGUCUUGGAGCACAAUGACUGUAUCAAGUGGGGACAUAUGCUACAACGUGUCCAUAAACCUGUUGAAUAUUACAUUAAUGUUCAUUUUCUAAACUGCUCACAUACGGCCUCCAUUUUAUAUCUGCAGCAAUGAAACGGUCAGAAGAGGCUUAUGUGGCAUCUG
Messenger RNA from Bufo bufo (common toad), 1687 nucleotides. RefSeq names its product ring finger protein 2 (gene RNF2). The record is from RefSeq and is a predicted model, not a curated record. Gene Ontology annotation, molecular function: chromatin binding; ubiquitin protein ligase activity. The coding region runs from base 217 to 1230 and encodes 337 amino acids. Gene Ontology annotation, cellular component: ubiquitin ligase complex; PcG protein complex. The transcript has 8 exons. Lineage: Eukaryota; Metazoa; Chordata; Amphibia; Anura; Bufonidae.